CAUCAUGAGCUCUUAGGUUGAUUUCCGGUGUCUGUGAGAUUGCUUAGCUAGCCAGUUACCCAAAUAAUUGCGGUGCACCUUUUUUUGUUUUGACCAGUGGUGAUUGUAACAACGUCCUUUAAAACGCACAUUUUGAAUUUGUUCACAUAAAUGGGCAAGUUUUGAACAGGAACUUGUUGGAAUUUUCGUUCAGGGAAGUGACUCUAGCGAAUGGCACAGGCAACACUUGUUGUGGGACGGACAAUUUAAUGAACCUGAACCCAUUCUGGAGCAUGUCUACCAAUACUGGUCGUAAGAGAUCUGACUGUGAGGAACAGAGUGGAGAGCAGCAGCAACAAAGAGCCAGUCCAGCCCGUCCUAGCUUUGGGAAGAAGCAGCUUCCCUCCAUCCCCAAGAAUGCAGUCCCCAUCACCAAGCCUGCCUCUCCUGCCGCCACAGCCCAGUUGGCCAACGGAACACAUGCCUCCUACGGUCCAUUCUACCUGGAGUACUCGCUGCUGGCUGAGUUCACGCUAGUGAUCAAGCAAAAACUGCCUGGAAUCUAUGUGCAGCCAUCCUACAAAUCAGCAUUGAUGUGGUUCGGGGUCAUUUUCAUCAGACAUGGCUUGUACCAGGAUGGAGUCUUCAAGUUCACUGUGUAUAUUCCAGAUAACUAUCCUGAUGGUGAAUGUCCUAGAGUGGUGUUUGAUAUCCCAGUCUUCCACCCACUAGUGGACCCUGUUUCAGGAGAGCUUGAUGUCAGGAGAGCCUUCACCAAGUGGAGCUCUGUUCCUCAUGGCCUGUUUCUUCAGCUGGACAGUGACACAGCCUUGCGUAAUCACAACCACAUCUGGCAAGUCCUGAUGUAUGCACGCACGGUGUUCUACAAGAUCAACACUAUGGAACCACUCAACCCAGAAGCUGCUGUGCUGUAUGACAAGGAUGUGCAGUUGUUCAAAAGCAAGGUGAUAGACAGCGUCAAACUAUGCAACAGUCACCUCUUCGACCAGCCCAAGAUGGACGAUCCUUAUGCAAUAAGUUUCUCUUCAUGGAACCCAGCAAUCCACGAUGAGGCGAAGGAACGGAUGUUCUCACACAAAAGACGGCCUGAGGAUCACCACAAGGGGCUGCAGGUGUCAGGACUGUCUUGGGUGAAGCCCGGAUCCACACAACCCUUCAGCAAAGAUGACAACCCUCCCCAGAGCUGAGCUAAUCCUACAGUCCUAGUCAGCAGCCACUAGAGGAAGAUGCAGAGCAGAAUGCCACGCCACAGACUAGCUUCAGCAGCCGUUCAGUCGUGUGAAUAGGAACUGAACAAGUUGAAUGGACUUAAUUUUACUUUGCAACACUUGCGCUCAGCUUUAAAAGCAUUAUAGGCAUCUUGUGCUCAAACAGCUAUAGAACUAAAAAUGUGUAUAUUAUGUAAGUAAAUCAACAAUGAUAACUGGUUGUCUUAGUAACACAGACUACAAUGCAAUCAGAGCUUUUCCCUUUAUUUUCCCCUCUGCUCUUUGCACAUGCUUGGGUUUGGUCUAUGAAGAUAACUACUCAAAGCUGGUUGAAAGGUGAGAAUAAAAAUCAGCAUUAUAGAUAUACUGUAUGGGUGGACUAUGGAUUCAUAACUGUUAAGGUGGGCUCAGGACAGUUAUUGUUUUUUAUUGGGACUGACAAUGGACUCUGACCUUGGGUGUUCUUUUUCCCCAAAACAUUUGACUCAAAUCAAAUUAGAGCAACACUACAUUUUUGGGAUAAGGGAAAUGUGUGUUCUUUUGGAUUACGGGUUAGUGUCUUAUAUUUAUCUUUACUGUGUAAACUAUAGGUAAGAUGGAUAAUAUAUAUUGCAGACUGAGCAGCAGGCAAGUGUGGUUUUAAUUAAUAUGCUAAGUUAAAUAAUCAUAUCCAUCUUUACGUUGCUUUUAAUUCAUUUUGAAUUCUAUUUAGCCUUAUUGAGCUGAUUUAAAGGUUUGUGUAAAUAUAAAAAAUGUCUAUGGGAAUGGCAGCCCUCCACAGACGACAUUGUUUUGCUCAAAGCUGUUGGAUACUUGGCACAAUUUAUAUAGCUGGGAAAUGAUGUAAACACAUGCUGCCGUCUGGACUGUUGAAUUUGGCAAAACAAUGUGUACUAUACUUCUCAUUUUACCUUUCUUAUAUGGAACCCAAAUCUCGGUGACCAGUUUGUGCUGUAUAGGCAAUGAGUUUUGAACGCUUUUCUUUGAAAGGAAAUAAACACGACAAUGCA
Molecule: messenger RNA, 2218 nt
Organism: Oncorhynchus gorbuscha (pink salmon)
Lineage: Eukaryota; Metazoa; Chordata; Actinopteri; Salmoniformes; Salmonidae
Product: AKT-interacting protein-like
Exons: 11
Coding region: 249-1187 (312 amino acids)
Source: RefSeq, a predicted model, not a curated record